Maniola jurtina (meadow brown) is the source of this 4479-nucleotide messenger RNA. RefSeq names its product adenylate cyclase type 2-like. Gene Ontology annotation, biological process: intracellular signal transduction; adenylate cyclase-activating G protein-coupled receptor signaling pathway; cAMP biosynthetic process. NCBI's taxonomy places the organism in Eukaryota, Metazoa, Arthropoda, Insecta, Lepidoptera, Nymphalidae. Bases 98 to 3724 code for a protein of 1208 amino acids. Gene Ontology annotation, molecular function: adenylate cyclase activity. The transcript is spliced from 20 exons. The record is from RefSeq and is a predicted model, not a curated record.
GUGGUUGAGUGUAUACUAUGUUUUUUGUUUGGUUGGGAAAAUUUGUGUAGUGUUAUUUGCAAAUAGUUGCAAGAAUGCCUAUUGUCAUCUGAUAAUCAUGGACGAUGACACAUUGUCAAGGACAACAGGUUCGGUGGUGCUUCAAGUUGGUGCCCUGGAACUACUGGCCCGUUAUUCAGUGAACUCGGGCAGAGCGACCAGCGUUUUAUCAUCUCUACACGAGUUCAGGAGUCAUGAGUCUGAGCAGACUGGUGGGAAGCAAUGGAAUUGGAAAUAUUUGAGGGAUCAAUUUUAUCAAAAAGAUUUGGAGGGCUUAUAUCGGAAAUACGACGAAAAAUUAAGAGAAACACUAGUUUAUAUUUACGUAUCACUUCUAAUACUCUUUUCGACGAUUCACAUAAUUUUGGUCGUAGCAUUCACUUACAAUGAGCAAAUACAAUGGCGCUCUACCUAUUUGUCGAUGGCUAUGUAUAUCGUAAGAAUAGCAGUGCCUUCGGUCUCCUUCUGCAAAUGCUGCUACAACCCGCUGAAAAAGCGGUGGUUCUGGAUACCGAUACUUUUUACAUUCAUUCUUACUGUGGACCUCGUGAUGUCAGAUAUAGCCGUUGCCAUUUUCACGGUUAGCGAAGGCAUGCUCUUAAGGCCUGCAUACUCAACCAUGGCUUUACUGUCGGUGUACAUAUUUCUACCAAUGAGGAACAACUUUCUGGCGAUUUUCUUGGGUGUGCUGGUUAGCACUGUUUACACCUUUGUGUUCGCAUUCUUCACGUAUUACGAAAACCCCAACGUGGGCAUAGUGGUAGCGUGUGAAGUUAUCUACCUAAUUGGCGUCAACCUUAUGGGAGUGUACUUCAGAUUGAUGAACGAGAUAGUCACUCGACGCUCCUUCUUGGACAGGCGAGCUUGCGUGGAGAGUACGUUGCGUUUGAAAUUUGUUAAGGAUCAAGAGGAACGUCUCAUGUUAAGUAUUUUACCGGAACACAUAGUUUCGAAAGUGAGACAAGAUAUACGAAACAUGUUCUUGAACAUAAGGUCACCCAGCCAGAGUUACAACAUGAGAUCCUUUAGUCAACUGUACGUGGAAGAGCAUGAAAAUGUAAGCAUUUUGUACGCGGACGUCGUCAACUAUACAAAGAUAUCAACUACUUUGUCUCCGUUGAGAAUGGUGGAGCUACUAAACGAAUUAUUUGGAAGAUUCGAUGAGGCAUCCGAAGAACACGACGUCCUGCGAAUCAAGUUUUUAGGGGACUGCUACUAUUGUGUGAGCGGUAUACCAAAACCAAACGAGCAACAUGCUAAGAACUGCGUGGACUUAGGACUAGAAAUGAUUCAUAUUAUUAAAAAUGUUAGAGAGAAACGCGCCCUGAAUAUUGAUAUGAGGAUCGGUGUGCAUUCAGGUAAAAUAUUAAGCGGUUUGAUCGGCAUUCGCAAGUGGCAAUUCGAUAUUUGGUCGAAAGACGUUACUAUUGCAAACAAAAUGGAAUCUACAGGAAAAGCGGGGAAAGUGCACAUAACGAAGCAAACAUUAGAUCUGCUGUUGGAAUACGCACGAGAAUACAUUAUAGAGCCGAACUUUGCGUCCCAGAACGAUCCAUUCAUAAUGAAGAAUAAGCUACAAACAUUUCUACUCUCGAGAACGCAAAAGCCUAUCAUCGACUACAAGCCGUUUCGAAGAGCUUCUGUCGGAUUUAACAAAAUAAUUCCGACUCGACGUGGUAGACGAUCGGAAAAUAGAAGUUCAUCAUCUGCACGUAGAACGACCGCGUUUAUGGACGAGAAUCUAGUUGAAUACCAACAAAUGCUCAAGGCGGCUGAUGCUCAGAUGGCUAAGGAAAUAGAAGACAUGCGCAAUGGAAAGGACCAUUUCAAACAGGAAUCUCGACUUAACCGAUUUACGCUCAUGUACAAGAAUUUGAACUUAGAGAAAUCUUUUCUACUGCAACCAGAUCCUUUAUUCAAGUACUACAUCACGUGUUGCCUUCUUAUGCUUUGCUUGAUUAUGACUAUCAAUGGACUGACCACACACUGGUUUUACCAAUUCGAGUGGUAUGCACAGACUUUGCUCGGUAUAUUGCUACUAUUUUUAAUUAUAAUGCAGCCCCUAUCCUGGUUUCAAUUUGCAUGGACAAAACAUAAAGGCAUCGACGAACCCAAGAAUAAACUAAUCAGAUGCAUUUACGAUUUAUCAUUAGCCAUCAUACGGUGUCCAAAAAUAAGAACGGGAACAUACAUGCUUAUAAGUCUGGGUCUCGCUGGAACUUCCAUGAUAAACGUCAUUUCUUGCACAGAAGUUAAAGUGGAACCAACAUCGGAGAGCGUUUUAUCAAACUGCGUGUCUUCUUGGCACGUUACCCAAUGCUGGAGUUUAGCAUUGCUACUAAACUUUCUAUUCAGUAGAGUGUUCUUCAUUUUCAAAUGGAUUGUGGCUGGUGGCAUGACUCUAUUUUACCUCUGGAUUGUUUGGGAAAUCAAAACCAACCUCUUCUCUAUCGACACAACUUGGAACGUCGGUUUAGACCCAAGAGUGUCCCAUACACUAUCUGUGGUCAUUAUAACUAUAACUUUGUAUUGGAUCGAUAGAACUACUGAAUAUAGAAAUCGAUUAGAUCAUUUAUGGCAAAUACAACUGAAGGAAGAACAAGCAGAAGCGGAAACUAUGUUGAAAGUUAAUAAUAUGCUACUAGAAAAUAUUUUGCCUGCACAUGUUGUACAGGUAUAUAUGGAUCUGAACAGAUCUCUGGAUGAGUUGUAUUAUGAGAAAUAUGACAAUGUAGCGGUAAUGUUUGCUUCGCUAACGGAUUAUAAGUUAGGAUUAGAAAACGAUGCAGAGAUGAGCGAUAAAUUCUUGUUAAGCAUACUUGACGAAGUCAUAUCGGAUUUUGAUCGGCUUCUUCUAACUGGUGCAUCAUUGCACAAAGUGGAGAAAAUCAAAAUGGCGGGUUGGACGUACAUGGCAGCUUGUGGACUAGAUCCGAAUCGACGAGAUUCAUACGAUUCCUACACUUCAAUAGUCGAUAGAAGCAAAAACACUCCAUACAAUCGAACAAUAGUUGUUACUAUGGUCGAAUUUGCAGCAGCUAUGAUGAUGCAGCUGCAAAACUUCAAUCGCGGCUCUUUCCAAAGUUUUGAAGGAUUAAAUCUAAGGAUUGGUAUAUCCAACGGAGAAGUUGCAGCGGGUGUGGUUGGUUCGCUGAAACCACUGUACGAUAUCUGGGGUAACGCGGUUAACAUGGCCUCCCGCAUGGACUCUACUGGAGAAUCGGGCCGGAUUCAGGUGACUGAAAACACAGCAAAAAUCUUAGAAGAAUGUGGAAUACUUACUCAAUGUCGUGGCGAUGUAUUCAUAAAAGGGAGAGGGUUAAUAAAGACAUAUUUUGUACCACUUGAUGACGAGUUCAAUCUAGUAAAGCAAAAUAUCUGCACCUUGGACUACCUCAAGUACAAUGAUAAAGGGCGAGCAUAUACAGCUAGGACCACUCUACUUAGCGGUACUUCAAGUGAAACAGGCAUUUUCGAUUCUUCCUCACAAAACUCCACUUAUCAUAACUUAGGUGGUGUUCCAUCCGAGAAUGAAAAUUCAAAUGAAAAUAUAGAAGAUUUUUUCAAGAAAAAAAAGUAUAAUAGGUCAGUUAGUGGAUUAGUGGACGUGGAAAAUUUUAGUCCCGCAUCUCAAAUGAAUAAUCUGAGUGAUAAAGAAACUGAUAUUAUGGAAACUCGUUGUUAAAAUAAGCAUUGUGGUUGUUUCAUUUCGAAUGUUCUUUUAUGUCGUAAUUUUUUAUAAUUAAAUGAUUAUUAAUAUUAAAUUAAAUAUAGGUAACUUAAGUAAGUGUUGAAUGAAUGGAGUAAAUAACUACCCACUAAGUAAUUGUAUAUUUUUCAAAAUAAGUAGUUACCUUUCCAUAUUUAGAAGUAUAAUUUUUUAUUUGUCUAUUACCUACUACAUAAUAUACUUAAUAUAAUUCAAUUAUAACAAAAGCGCAGGUAUAUGAUUUACAAAAUAAUCAAUACUUUUACUUGUAGAAAAUGCUAGGUUUAUUCAAUAAAUAAAAUUAUUAACAUAAAAUAUAUUUGUUAGUACAGUCUGAAUUCUCAUAUGGUCAAAACUAGUUUAAACUACAAAAACAGGCCGACUGACUCCACCCAGUCUUUGUUGGUCAACAGUAGUUUUGACUGAAAUCGUGUUGAAAACUGUUUGCUGAAAUAAAUCAUUAUCUAGUCUAUCCUAGCCCUACAGCGUUUUGUUAAAGCACGAAGAUAGAAGUUCGCAGGAAGUCCUGGAUGCGAACUCAUGAGAUCGAGAGGUGGUGAGCAAAACGAGCCGACGACCUUCGUAGCAAAACUAGGACGACUGUACGUGAAGGUGAAUGUAUUUAUUUUCUUUAGAUAUACCUUACCUGACUCCAAGUAACUGAUUAAGUAAAGGAAACCUGAGAAUUCAAUGUCAAUUAAAGAUAAAUAACAGAUGGAUGACGAUACCAA